Messenger RNA from Symbiodinium natans, 180 nucleotides. The record is from the annotation of a GenBank genome assembly. Lineage: Eukaryota; Dinophyceae; Suessiales; Symbiodiniaceae.
AUGGUGCGCCUCGAAAAGAUCGGGUUCUUGAAGUGUCGAGUUUGCAGUGCUGGUUUCUCUUCAGCAAUAAACUACCUCAGCGAGGCAGUCGAUGUUUACAGCGACUGGGUUGACAAGAGUGCCGAGGCCAAUUACGAGCCGGAAGAACCGGCAGCCAAGAAGAGCAAGGUUGCUGAAUGA